UCCACCACCGCCAACGCCGCCGGUCACCUGCAAGAACGCUCUCACGAGACGAACUCUGCGACGACGUGGCUGAGAGCUUACACCGAGCCGCUUACCCGAGUCUCCAACAUCUUGACUGCUCUUGACUGCUCUUGACUGCCUCUUGCUCCCCAGGAAACCACGCACCAAUCCUCAUAUCAACUCUACACCGCUCCAGCAAAGAUGGCGGGGAAAAUGACAUUGUACAAGCUGGUGGUGCUGGGCGACGGAGGUGUGGGCAAGACAGCCCUGACCAUCCAGCUCUGCCUGAACCACUUCGUUGAGACAUACGACCCUACAAUCGAGGACUCGUACCGCAAGCAGGUCCAGAUCGACGGCCAGUCGUGUAUGCUCGAAGUCCUCGACACCGCUGGUCAGGAGGAAUACAUUGCACUGCGAGACCAGUGGAUACGUGACGGCGAGGGAUUCGUCCUCGUCUACAGCAUAUCGUCACGAUCUUCGUUCGCGCGCAUACAGCGCUUCCACAGUCAGAUCCAGCGCGUCAAGGAGACGGCUAUGGCUGGCUCCCCCACCUACCCCGGCUCCCCUAUCAGCGCAUCGGCCCCCGUAUUUGGACAGGCCCCUGUCAUGCUCGUGGGCAACAAAUGCGAUCGCGUUACCGAGCGCGAAGUAUCCACACAAGAGGGUCAGGCCCUAGCCAAGGACUUGGGCUGCGACUUUGUCGAGGCAUCUGCUAAGAACUGCGUAAACGUCGAGAAGGCCUUCUUCGACGUGGUCAGGCAGCUUCGUCGACAGCGACACCAGGGUUCUGGCCGUCAUUCGGACAGAAGUGAGAAGACUCGAACACGCGUGCCAGGCAACGACCGCGUUCGAGGAUCCGGCGGUGAUCGCGGAGGCAACAACGGCCGGCCAGCUAAACGCAAGGACAAGCCCAAGUGCGUCAUAUUGUGAGCACUGGCUUCACGAGCGGCGAGACUUGAGCAUUUGGAAUUACAGCACAUCCUCACGAGCCACGACAUAUACCUCGUAACCGCCACCAUAAACCCUCAUAGACCGCCAUGUUCAUAUGGCGUCGGCAUAGGAGCGGCGUUAAGCACU
This is a messenger RNA of Macroventuria anomochaeta, 1077 nucleotides long. Its product is annotated as ras small monomeric GTPase-like protein RasB. Bases 202 to 930 code for a protein of 242 amino acids. The transcript is spliced from 2 exons. NCBI's taxonomy places the organism in Eukaryota, Fungi, Ascomycota, Dothideomycetes, Pleosporales, Didymellaceae. Gene Ontology annotation, biological process: signal transduction. The record is from RefSeq and is a predicted model, not a curated record. Gene Ontology annotation, cellular component: plasma membrane. Gene Ontology annotation, molecular function: GDP binding; GTPase activity; GTP binding.